This is a messenger RNA of Panicum hallii, 6273 nucleotides long. RefSeq lists its product as uncharacterized. NCBI's taxonomy places the organism in Eukaryota, Viridiplantae, Streptophyta, Magnoliopsida, Poales, Poaceae. The coding region runs from base 4212 to 6062 and encodes 616 amino acids. The transcript has 17 exons. The record is from RefSeq and is a predicted model, not a curated record.
UCCUCCUCCACUACUGAAGACUGGGAGAAAGGUCCAACGCUCACCCUCACAGGCCCCUUGCCGGUCCCUGCCCAGUGCGCUCCGGAGGCUUCCCACCGGUGUCCCCUUGCCCGAGCGCCUCCCCUGCAUGCGUGGCUGCUCCCCCUCGGAGCCCCCUUGCCUGCAGGUCCCCAUCGCGCCCGGCAGCUCCCCACCGGCUCCCCACUAGGAGGCCCCUUGCCGGUCCCUCCCCAGCGCACUCCAGCGGCUUCCCAGUGGCAUCCCCUUGCCCGUGCCCCUCCCCUGCACGCGUGGCUACUUCCCAUCAGAGCCCCCUUGCCUGCAGCCAAGAUCCAGAAGAAAAUCAACCUCCCACGUCACUUGUCUCACCUGUUGAUUCUGCAGCAGUAGUGGGAGAUCAAAAAGGCAGCCAAGAAGCAAUUUUUCAGCCAAGAUCCAGAAGAAAAUCAACCUUCCACGUUACUUCCCUCACAUGUUGAUGCUGCAGCAGUAGUGGGAAAUCCAAAAGGGAGCCAAGAAUUAAUUUUUCUGGUACCAAUUUUGGCGUAGCUUUGCUGAUCGAAAGGAGAAAUUUGGCUACACAAUCAUCUACUGUCAGCUUGCACAGAGGGUAAUGUGAUUUAGAUAUUUUCAGUAACUUUGCAUGCACAUUUAUUAAAUUUUUGGGUGCCUGUGUUAACUUUAUGUUGUGUGCUUGUGAGGGCAUGGCCAAAAUACACAUUUGUUCUUUUGAUGUUGUGUGUUUCUAGAUUCCAUAAUUGAAAGUUGUUGCAUAUCCCAUAAAGGUGAAUGGAUAAAUCAUGGAUCACAAGUGAGGCUAGGUACAGGACCAUUUGUUCACAACUGAAAGUGUUUGCAGUUGUAGUUAUAUUUAUAUUUAACAUAGAAAAUGUAUGUAGGGAGACGGAGGCCUAUGAAAAAGGGUUGAAUUGUUUUCUAGCUUUUGCAUUUAGGCAUUCAGCAGUAGGGAGCAAGAUAUUAUGCCCUUGUCGAAAAUGUGUUAACUCAUUUUGGAGAGAGGCAAGUGAAGUGCGAGAACAUGUGAUAUGUGACGGUUUUCUCAAAGGGUACCAAACAUGGACCUUUCAUGGAGAAUCUGAUUCCUCUUUUAUGAAUGAUGAUGAGUUUGUUGAGCAGCCUUGUGAAGAUGAUGAUAUAUCUGAGUUGAUUAGGGACUUAGCUUAUGGUUUAGAUGAUGGAGGAGCUAUGGAGGAUGACAAGUCUUUUGAGUCACCUAAUGAGGAUGUAGCUACCAUUCGUAAACUAGUAGAAGACAAUAGUCAAGAUUUGUAUCCAGGCUGCAAGAACUACUCAAAACUACGUUUUCUAGUUCGAUUACUUCAUAUCAAACUGAUUGGAGGUUGGACCGAUAGAAGUUUUGAUUUGCUAUUAGAUCUACUUGCUGAUGCAUUGCCUAAGGGUUCAGCACUUCCUAAAAACUUUCAUGAAGCAAAAAAAAAUGGUAAAAUCAGUGGGAGUUGGAUAUACUAGUAUUCAUGCAUGUGAAAAUGAUUGCAUUCUUUUUUGGAGAGAGUAUGAAAAAUCUGAUUGUUGUCCGAAAUGUAAUGUGUCACGCUGGAAGUCUGAAAAGAAGAGCCUAGAUGGGAAACGUGAUUAUAAGGUUCCUAGAAAGGUUCUUCGCUAUUUUCCUAUAAAGAAAAGACUUCAAAGAUUGUUCAUAUCUUCUAGAACUGCAACCCUCACAAGGUGGCAUGAAGAACACCGACUAAAAGAUGGUUUGCUUAGACAUCCCGCUGAUUCCCCUUUGUGGCAGGACUUUGAUCAAAAGCAUUCAGAAUUUGCUGCUGAUAGUCGUAACAUUCGUCUAGCAUUUGCUACUGAUGGUUUCAAUCCGUUUAGCACUAUGAAUGUUACUUAUAGUAUCUGGCCAGGUAUUUUGAUUCCGUUCAACUUUCCACCUUCUAUGUGCAUGAAGGAUUCAAAUUUUAUCAUGUCUGUGUUAAUCCCUGGUCGAUCCUAUGUUGGUAGUGAUAUGGAUGUCUACUUUCAACCACUUGUUUAUGGUCUUCUUGAUAUGUUUGUUAAUGGGGUGAGAACAUAUGAUUCUUCGAAGGGUGAAUACUUUCUUUUGCGUGCUGCAAUACUUUGGACAAUCACGGAUUUUCCUGGUCUAGGCAGUGUGUCUGGGUUUGUCACCUCUGGUGAAGCAGCAUGUCCUGAUUGCCACUCUUUAAUAUGUUCUCUUAGGCUUGGAAAUGGUAGCAAGUCUUGUUACAUGGGACAUCGUAGGUUUUUGCAUCAAGAGCACCCAUUUAGGUUUGAUGUUGAUUCAUUUGGUGGUGAAAUUGAGUCGAGGUCAGCACCUGUUCCUCUUUCCGGUGAUGAAAUUUUGGAAUAUACAAAGAAUAUAAAAACAGUUUAUGGGAAGAAUCCAUCUGGUAAGGCAGCAAAGAAUCAAAGACGCAAGGAAGGGGAGCCUUUAGUGUUUUUGAAAAGGAGGCCUAUUUGGUUCAUUCUUCCAUAUUGGAAGGACUUGAUGGUCCGACAUAAUUUUGAUGCCAUGCACAUAGAAAAAAAUGUGUGUGACAACAUAAUUAACACUUUGCUGAACAUAUCUGGGAAAUCUAAGGAUAAUUUAAAUGCUCGCUUGGAUCUUCAAGCUUUGGGUAUUAGAAAGGACCUUCACCCAGUGGAACUAGAUGAUAAUCAAUUCUAUUUACCUCCUGCACCCUAUUCCAUGAGUCCUGCUGAGAAAAAAACAUUUUGCAAAGUAUUGAAAGGGGUCAAGUUUCCUGAUCGAUAUGCAGCUGAUAUUCAGCAUAAUGUUCUUGUUAGCGAUAAAAAGAUAAUUGGUCUUAACAGUCAUGGUAGCCAUAUUCUUCUACAAGACUUACUGCCACUUGUUGUGCGGAGAGUUCUCCCUGAAGUUAGUGCUGUUUUGAUUCGUUUAAGCAACUUCUUCAAGAAAUUGUACUUGCCUGUUAUACGACUAAGUGACAUGCAAAGGCUACAGUACAAAAUUGCUGAAAUAUUGAGCCUUCUAGAGACUAUUUUUCCUCCAUCCUUUUUUACCAUUAAUGUACAUUUGAUGGUACAUCUUCCUGUACAAGCAAGAAUGGCGGGUCCUGUCCAUUUUCGUAGCAUGUGGCCAGUGGAGAGGUUUCUUAAGAAGUGUAAGGGCUAUGUUCGUACAAAAAGUCAUCCGGAAGGAUCAAUUAUGGAGGGUUCUAUGUUCGAUGAAGCUCUCACACUUUGUUCUCGGUAUUUACAAGAUGAUACUAACUUUAACCAUAGAGUUAGAAAUAAAGAUAGGCUGCAAAGAGAGAUUUCUGUUACCACUCCUUUCUUUCACAACAUUGGUCAAGCAUUGGCAGGGAAGUGUAUUGUCAAUUUAGAUUACAAGACAUGGCUUCAAGCACAUAGAUAUGUUCUUUUCAACUACGCUAAUAUACAACCAUACUUGAACAAGCAUGCUUCAUAUCUCUCAUCAAUUGGUGUUCGAAAUAAGCGUGAGAUCAACAACAUGCAAUAUAAAACCUUUCAUGAGUGGUUCAGAUUGCAUGUUGAGGAAAUGUGUGAGGAUGCCUCCGAAGAGAUCAAAAUUUUGGCCAAAAGACCAAUGAUGAUGGCACAUCAAUAUAAUAGCUACACAAUCAAUGGUCUUAACUUCCAUACCCAGUCCUAUGAUGAGAAUAGGUCUGUCCAAAAUUGUGGCGUAGUUCUAGCUGCUGAGACAACCCACUUUGAAAGAGGUGGUGAUAGUUUCAUGGUAGGAAAAAACAUCUAUUAUGGUAUUAUAAAAGAAAUUAUUGAAUUGAACUAUCACCACAAAGGGAAUAUUGUACUUUUGAAGUGUGAUUGGGUUGAUAACCGAGUACAAAACAAAUGGGUCAAAACAGAUAAAUUUGGGAUCACCACUGUUAACUUCAAGCACUUGUUCAAUACCGGUGACAAGUUAUCAGAUGAACCUUUUAUAUUAGCGUCACAAGCUGCUCAAGUUUUCUAUGUCGCUGACCCAUUUGAUGCUGAGUGGGUUGAUGUAGUUCAGCCAAAACCUCGAGAUUUGUAUGGAAGCGAUGAUCUUGGGAAUGAAAUAAUUGAUGAUGAUAGUGAUUCUAUUAUGAGAAUUUCUGAUCUGAACCCUCAUAUGUCUGAAAAUGUGUUUGUUGGACAUGUUCCCUGUUCUAGAACAGAUAUUGAUGGUAUUAUUGCCAGUGGAGUGAAACAUCGAAAUAAAUCUCGGAAAAAAAAUGUCAAGCGUAGGAGGAAAGAAUAAAGCUGGGCCAUCUAAUGAUUAUGAGGUGCAAAUAUUCGAAAAUAUUGAAAGAAACAAAAAGAGAUUGGCAGCUCUUAACAUCCCUGAUAUAAUCAACAGUUUGGACCAGCAACAUCGCCCUAAGAAAACUUCAAAGAAAAAUCAUGGCACAAGUAUUGCAGCAAGUAAACCUCCAAACUUGCGCCCAAGACCACAAAGAAACAAUUCUCAGUUUGAAAAGGAACCAGUGCUUGAUGAUUUGCAGCCAAUUGGAGAUUUUCUUACAGACAAUGUUGAAGCUAUUCAUAAUGAGGAUACAAGCAAUGGUACAAUAACCAAGAGGGUUGGAAGGAGCAUAACCAAGAUGGACCAUAUAUUCUCAAGGACACCUGAAAUGUCUAAAAUCAAAGUAUCACUCAAUGAAUAUGGCCAGCCUAUUGGUAAAAGUGGUAGGCAAUUCUCUAGUGUUGUUGGAUGUCAUGUUAGGAAGAAGCUGUCCAUUGCAUAUAAGGAUUGGAGGCUUAUUGAUAUUGAAAAGAAGUUGCAGCUAUGGACAGAUAUAAAGAAAUAUUACGAUAUCGAUGAUGAUGCCUUAAACUGGUUUAUGUGUGCUGCUUGGACGAAAUGGAAACAAUUCAAGUCAGAAAUAAAGGAUAAGUAUUUUGAUCCUGAAGUCACCUUAGAGGAAAUUCCAGAGUGUCCAGAUAAGAGAGUGAAUGAUGAUACUUGGCAGAGUGUGUAUGAGUAUUGGAUGUCUUCUGUUUCUAAGGAACGAUCAAAAACUGCCAAAGUAAAUCAGAAACAAGGGAAGUUGCACCAUACAUCUGGUAGUGUCAGCUUUGCAUGUUCAAAGCACGAUUUGGCUGAAAAACUUGGACGCCCCCCACGAAGGGAUGAAGUUUUUGUCAAAACCCAUUUGAGGAAAAAUGGGGUUCCUUCACAGCAGGCAGAACCAAUAAUUAAAGAAAUUGAACAAAUUCUUACAAUCUAUCCGGAAUUAAAGGAUAAUACAAUUCAACAAGGUGACAUACUUGCUCUUGUUUAUGGAGAGAAGGAGCCAAAAGGAUUUGUUCGAGUUUUAGGUUUAGGCCCAACUCCUCAAGAUAUUGGCACUCCGGGAUUGAAGUCCUAUACACCAACUAGACUGCAAAUGGAGAUUAGGGCUCGCAAGAAGGUUGAAAAUGAAAAGACUGCUCUAGAAAAGCAUGUACUUCAGCUGCAGUCCCAAAUUGAGGAAAGGGCAGAAAAAGACCGAGCAAGUGAAGAGCCUGUGUCACACUAUGGUUCUACUACACAUAAAUAUCAGAGCAUGAGGAAUGAUGUGAAUGAUCUGAAUUAUGAAAAUGAGGAAGCUGUUGCCUGUGAAGAUGAGGAAGACCACAUGGUGUGUGAUCAAACUGAUUGGAGGUCAGCAGUGCAGAUUGCAACAACAUCAAGACCUAAUGGCGCUCCUCAGUCUAAACAUGAUGCUCUUGUUGGAAAAGAUGUCAUAUUAUAUGCAAUGCUGAGAUCUGAUCUGCCCGUGGCUAAAGGAACAAUUAUUUCAACUAAACCAGAGACAGUAGUUGGAGGUGAGCCCCUUGGAAGGCAAUAUUGUCAAGUUAUUGUGACUUGUGUGCUGAAACGAGAUGCAAUUCUGCCUCGUCCAUAUGGCAAUAUGGAAACUAUGGCUAAUACCAAGAUGAGAUCGCUUGCAUGGCCAUACAAGAAGCUGAAGAUCACAAACAAGGAAUCAACUUCAGGUCUUUUUGUUGACAAAUGCAUUACUCUCCAUUUCUUCUCAUAUGUUUGGAAUUAUAAACCUUUAUUUUUCCUGGCUGGUAACAUGGAUGAAGCAAUCUGGUGAGAGACAAGAAGGCUACCAUGCAUUUUGUAUUGGAAACUUCGAGUAGAUGAUGUGCAAGGCUGCUAUUUUAUGCAUUAUUUUGUAGAAGACAUGAAAAAUCCAUGCUUUCUUUUGUAACAAAACUAGCUAGUAUUGUAAUGUUGAAUUCAUGUGAGAUUGUCAGAUUAUGUCAAGGAAUUAAGGCAAAUCAUUUGAUGCAUGUUAUUUGUGA